This is a messenger RNA of Prunus avium (sweet cherry), 3695 nucleotides long. NCBI's taxonomy places the organism in Eukaryota, Viridiplantae, Streptophyta, Magnoliopsida, Rosales, Rosaceae. The record is from RefSeq and is a predicted model, not a curated record.
AAACACAUGGUUCGUCUAAUGUCUUCUUUUUUGUCUGUAUAAUUUCUAUUUCUGUCGGAGUCUCUGUUGUCUGUCUUCCUAACUAGCUACUUCCUACUCUAUUAUACAUGUGGCAUUGAGUUGUAGUUGUUAUAUCUAUCGUUCUCUCUCAGGCUCCUCCAAACCUCCAGUAUUUGAUCGGAAUCUAAGGCAACGUUGAAGUCCAUAUAUGGCAGACAAAGAGCUGCGUGCGGCCACCAAUGAGGGUACAGCUGCAAGCAUCAGCAUAGCUGAGGACGAAGAUGACGGCGUGGACCUUCGAAGCUUGGCUAGUGAUCAGCCCGUGUCCCGCAAAGAAGCAGUGGUCCUCGAUCUGCCCAUGUACCAAAAAGACGCUUUGAUAGAUGUAAAAUUUGGUGCACAAUAUGCUAAUGUUUACCACGGCACAAGGGAGGUACCGAAUGUGACAAAACCAUCAAAGGAAUUCGAUCAAACACUCCUCGAGGAAAUAGAGUGUACCGCCUUGGAAGAUGUACAAUUCGCAGCGCAACAUGCUAAUGUCUACCAUGGCACUGGGGUACCAAAUGUAACAAAACCAUCAGAGGAAUUCGAUGGAGGACUCCUUGAGCAAACAGAUGGCGAUGAAGAUUCAAGCAGCUUGUCCUUUGUGCGGACCACUUUGGAAGAUGUAGAAUUCAGUGCGCAAUAUGCUAAUGCUUUCCAUGGGACAAGGGAGAAUGCAUCAAAGAAAUUGACAAAGAAGAAGGUAGUCCACGAAAGGCCCGUUCUUCAUCUACCCAUGCACAAUAGAACCCUUGUGGAAGAUGUAAAAUUCGUAGCGCAAUAUGGCACUAGGGACGUACCAAAUGUAUCAAAACCAUCGGAGGAAUUCGAUGAAGGACUCCUUGAGCAAACAGAUGGCGAAGAAGAUUCAAGUAGCUUGCGCUUGUACCAGCAGUUGUACUGCUACGCAACUCAGGGCAAGAUAGAUAGCUUUAAGGACACCAUUGAAAGGAAGCUUGAGGCAGAUGAAGUACACGAUCCCAAUGCUCGCGUUCGGCUUCUGUCUCGACUAAGCCCUCAUAAGAAUACAUUCCUUCACAUAGCUGCAAGCUUCGGCCAUGCGAAACUAGCAGCUGAGAUCAUACACCUUCACAAGCCCCUUUUGUUUGAGAAAAACUUUGAGGGCGACACUGCGCUCCACAUGACGGCCAAAGCUGGGGAUUUAGAUACAGCGAACACUCUUCUCCGUGAAGCCCCAGGCGCUGAAAAUGCUGAUGUGGUAUUCAUGUUGCGGACCUGGAUAAAUGAUGAGGAAAACACUCCCUUGCACGAGGCCCUGAUUCAUGGUCACCAAUCAGUAGCAAAGUGUUUGAUAGAGGCCUAUCCUGCCUUUUCUUUUUAUGUUAAUAAGGAAGCAAAGUCCCCUUUGUAUCUGGCCGCUGAGGAAGGGUUUGAUGAGAUCGUGAAACUAAUAAACAAAAAAGCAGUUGAGAAAAAGCCAGAAGUUCGUGUUAAUGGCAAGUCUCCGUUGCAUGCUGCAAUUCUAGGCCGCCGGAACAAUGAAAUCUUAAAGAUAGUAUCAAGCAUGGAGGAAAUUUUUCUGAGCUCAAAAGAUGAGAAGGGGAAGACUCCGCUACAUUCUGCAGCAUCAAUUGGUUAUGUAGAAGGGGUUCGCUUCUUAUUAGGCAGACGCAUCUCUGAUUCUCAUCAAAUGGAUCAUGGCAGCAACUUUCCAAUCCAUUCAGCAUCAAGCAAAGGUCAUGUCAAGAUUGUUAAAGAGCUGCUUCGACAUUGUCCCAAUUCAAAGGAAUUGAAGAACUCUAAUGGCGAAAAUAUACUCCAUGUUGCAGCAAGAUGCGGUAAAGACAAUCUUGUCAAAUAUUUUCUCAAAAAGGGUGAGUUUCGAAUGUUGAUAAACCAAAAAGACAGGAACGGAAAUACUCCUUUACAUUUGGCAACGAUGCACCACCAUCCCAAGGUUGUCUACAGAUUGGCUUGGGAUACGAGGACAAACAUAAAGCUCUUGAAUGAUAGCGACAUGACAGCUCUUGACAUUACAGAAAGCACUUUGGAAACUAUUGCAUCAUAUCAUGGGAGGCUUACAUGGACGGUAUUGAAAUCUGCUUUCGCACAGCGAGCUCAGAGUUUGCAUGUCCUCCAAAGAAAAAAACAGAGAUCGCCACAAGUAGCAGACAGUACUGGUGGAGGUUCGACUGACUUGGAAGUUACCAAACGAGGAAAGCAUUAGGGACAGGGUGAAUACUCUAUUGGUAGUGUCCAUAUCCACUGUUUCCAAAUAUUCGUUUCCAUUGUUUCCAAGUAUCAUCAUCCAAGGGGGAGGUACGUAUGAUGGUGGAGUUCGUAAUCCUUAUAUAAAUAUUAUAAAAUAAUAUUCCCUUUCUUAAUUCAAUUUUCCCACAAUACCUAUUCAUAGCAUAGAAAGUAAACUCAAGUAUAUUUUAUAUCCAGGGAGGUACCUAAGGUAGUGCUAAUAGCACUCAAACUAACAUUCUAACUCACAUCUCUCCUCAUCUCACAACCACAUCCCAAGUACCCCACACAUAUCCAACAAACAUAGCACUUUUCCGAGUAUUGUAUAUAUAUAACUCCAGAUACUAGAAUAUGUCAAAACUCACAUAUAUCACAAAUACUUACAAAGAUAAUAAAUUCAACCAAUAAAUAUAAAAUGCAUUUCGAUAAACCAUUACAUUCAUAUAUAAUACUUCCAUUACAAAAUCAUGCCAUUUAUUUCCAAUAAUCAUAACCGAGUCCCAAGACUCACUUUCACAACCCAACAAAUCGAGUAUCCCAUACUCAUCCAUUUCAUAAUUUCUAUUAUCAAAUAAUAUCCAAGAAUUCCAUAAAUAAAAACUAAACACUCUUGAAGACAAACGUCCACUUAAAUACUAAUAUUCAAAACUGAGACCCUAGACUCUCUCGCAAGGUUAUCCUAAUACUUUUCGAAGGGUAAAACAACCUCGGAAAACUCAUGGUCAACCGAGAAUCAAACUGUCCAAACUUGGCCAACCGGGCCUACGGGGCCCACAACCUCCGUUUUAUGAUCCGGAAGUUCCUAAGAGUUCCACAAGGUCUAAGAUACACAUCUUGGAAGUUGGUCCCGAUCGGACAGUCGGAUCACUCAUGCACGCACGAUCGGACGAUUAUCGUAAAACACAACCUUUAAGUUAUUGAAUCGGAACAUCCGGGUCUCCGAUUCACGAUCCGUGAAUUCUUACACGAUCCUAGGAAUACAAGGAACAGCAUAUAUGAAUUUGGAAGUGAUCCAACGGUUCUAACAUAUCGAACCCGGAUAACACAAGAUAUGUAAAAUCCGUUCGGGGUUCAAACGUUAUCCGAAUUGAGAUCCGCGAAUUCCUAUGCACUCGUGACAAUUAGGAGAUCAUUUUAGGAUAGAAUGCCCCUCUGCUACAGUGUCCACGCGCUGGCAGCGCGUGGAUGUCCAAAGCGAUAUCGCUUCGCCGGAAAAUCUGAAAAUCACGGCCCAAGACUCCUACCUUAGGUAAAACACCUAAUUUGGAGCCACUUUUGUUCUUGGACAUACCCCAAAAAGUGGCCGGAAGUGGCCGGAAAUUCAACCCGAAGUCCGGCCAAACUUAAAUUCGAAAAUCGAACUACCUACGCUCAAAAUUGACGCAAUUCUACAAAACCAGCAGCUAGAUCACGAAAAAUAGGUGAGAAACCAUACCUAACUC